AUGGUUCGUGAACAAAACACAAAUCUUGAGCAUUUGUAUGUUGAUACAUUUACCUUAAUUCAUCUAGGUCAUGGGGAGGCUUCAGAUGUAGUUCUUGUUGACGAUGAUUUGAAUGUACCAACUAUGGGAGAAAAACAAGAAAGUUUAGAAUUAUUAGACAAUGAAAGACCGGAGAGCCAUGAUAAAGAGGAAUCUUCUCUAGAUCCAAAGCCUCCAAGUGCAGACUCAGUUUAUAUUUUACUCAAGCAAGCACUACAUGCCGAUGACUAUGCCCUUUUAUUAGAUUAUACAACCAAAAUGAGAAGGGGUGCAAUUUUGGCAUCUGCGCUUCCAUGGCUUCGAAGUUUACUUCUUCAACACCCAAGUGGUAUAGUGUCCCAAGAAUCUUCUUUGAGUGCCUUGAACUCCAUAUAUCAAGUAAUUGACCAUGUUGAUGAGAAUGUGACAAUAAGUCUCCUUAUUGAUGAGUCCUAUACAAGCGACGAAGAGGAAGAGGAACCUGAUGGCGCCCUUGAUGGUGUUAGUGAUUUUGAUGGAAUUGAGGACACGAGUGAGUGA
Molecule: messenger RNA, 558 nt
Organism: Pyrus x bretschneideri (Chinese white pear)
Lineage: Eukaryota; Viridiplantae; Streptophyta; Magnoliopsida; Rosales; Rosaceae
Exons: 3
Coding region: 1-558 (185 amino acids)
Source: RefSeq, a predicted model, not a curated record